CAACCAUCCAACUCGACAUUGUUGGUUAGGGGAUCCCGUGCACUCUCUCCAUGUCACAAUGCUCUCCUGUUUACGCUAUUCAUCACAUCGAGCCCACACACGAUAAGGCCGAGCGAAAGGGUUCGGCGACGGCGACGGAGACGGACGCCAAAUCCCGUUCGAGUACAGUUGAAUCCCUAAACAAUCGAAACUGACAGCCGAAUACGAACAUAAAAAUCCUCUCGCGAUCGUUCUCCAAUCAUCGCACCCUCUGUCUCUUUUGUGUGCGAGAGAGAGAGAGAGAGAGAGCGGCAAUGGAGUUAGAAGGUGAGAGACAAUGGGCUCUCUUUCUUGGAUUGUGCUCGUGAUUUCGGCCGGUCUGGUCGGGUCGGGUCGUCGUGGGUCCUCGAGUGAUUUUGUUGGGUAUUCUGGUUCGAGUUCGGCGGGAGUGCACUGCGGGCGUUGGUUCUUGUCUCCGGGGAGUUUAGGGCGUCCCCGAUGCGAAUCUUAGUUGUUUCGCUUGUGCAAACCUUUUCCCUUUAUGUUCUGCUUCUCGUACAACCUGCCUUUCUUUAUGAUAUUGUAGAGGAAGUACAAUGGAGCGAACUUCGGAGAAUCCAGUUCCAAUACGUUCUUCAAAUAUCCAAUUAGUGAAAAACCUAAAGAAGGCCGAUGAUGCUUGGGAAAUUCAUUCCAACGUGCUUUAUGGAUCAAGUGAUGCUAGCCUCUUUUCUAGCUCAUUGCCGUGUCUUCGACAUGAUAAAUUGAACUUUGCAAAUGCAUUGGGUGGUGUUCAAUCCACAGUUGAUGCAUCUUUUAAAUCGAAGAAGCCAAGCAAAGAUGUCGAAGGUAAGGUCUCUGUGGAUGAUCUCAACCUUCAAGGAACUGGGCUUUUGUUACCUGAUGAUGAAGAAGCACUUUUGUCUGGCAUAAUGAAUGAUUUUGACCUCAGUGGAUUGCCUAGUCAAGUUGAUGAGUUGGAAGAGUAUGACCUUUUUGGCAGUUUAGGGGGUAUGGAAUUGGAUUCUGAUUCUACGGAGAGCAUCACAGUUGGUAUAGCAAAGGAGAGCACCCAUAUGGAGAGCAUCCUUCAAGAACUUUGUUUGUGCGGAAUAUCAACAGCAAUGUUGAAGAUUCUGAACUGCUGUCACUCUUUGAGGGGAUUUGUGAUGAUAUCUUACUAUGAUAUUCGAUCUGCACGAACUGCCAUGCGUGCUUUACAGAACAAGCCCUUGCGACGUAGAAAGCUUGACAUCCAUUUUUCUAUUCCAAAGGAUAACCCAACAGAAAAAGAUAUGAACCAAGGAACUCUUGUGAUAUUUAAUUUGGAUUCUUCAGUUUCUAAUGAUGAUCUUAGGCAAAUUUUUGGGGCAUAUGGGGAAGUUAAAGAGAUAAGGGAAACUCCUCACAAGCGGCACCACAAAUUUAUUGAGUUCUAUGAUGUCAGAGCAGCAGAAGCUGCCCUUCGGUCAUUGAACAUGAGUGACAUUGCUGGCAAACGAAUAAAGCUAGAACCUAGCCGCCCUGGGGGAGCUCGUAGGAACUUAAUGCAACAACUGACUCAUGAAUUAGAACAAGAUGAAAGUGGAGCUUAUUGGCAUCAUGGGGGUUCACCUGUUACCAAUUCACCUCCAGGUCCAUGGGCACACUAUAGUGCAAAUGAUAACAGUCCACUACAAGUUCUCAGUAAGUCCCCCAGUGGGUUAGCAAGUAGCCCUAUUGGGAGUAAUCAUUUGACUACAUCGGGUUCUGUACUUCCUUCGCUGAUAUCAUCUGCCAAGAUUGCACCUAUUGGCAAGGACCAAAAUAGGGUCAAUCAUGCUGACCAUGUAAUCUCUAGUAGCAGUCUAUUACAUGGUGGGUAUCAGCAUUCCCAUUCCUUCCCAGAUCAUAGUUGUGGAAUGGUGACCACAGCUCCUGGAAAUUUAACUUCUUUUGGUCCUACUACUACAAAGUCUUCUGGUGUUGGGACUCUGACUGGCCCACAAUUUCUCUGGGGUAAUUCAACUUCGUACAUGGAAAAACCAGAGUCAUUCACCAGGCAGUCAGGAGCAACAGGAAUAUCAUUCAUGUCAAAUGGACAAGGGCAAGGGAAAGGCUUUCUCUACUCAAGCUACCAUGGCUCAUUCAUGGGAUCAUCUCACAAUCAGCAUCCCCAUCAUGUUGGGUCAGCUCCAUCUGUUGUUCCUUUUGAGAGUCAGUAUGGGUAUUUUCCUGAGUCACCAGAGAUUUCCCUCAUGAACAAGUUUGCAUUUGGAAAUAUUCGAUCUAAUGGAAAUGAUGGGACUUCAGUUAUGAAUAUGACUCCUCUGUUCACAGUGAAUCAAGGCAUCUUAUCAGGAAGCAUGCCAGCUAAUAAUGCAACCAAUAUGAGGAUGAUGCCUGCUCCAAGAUUUGGGCCUACGCUCUUUGGCAAUGCUCCAUAUCCUGGACUAAGUUCCAUAGGCAUUGAUAGUCUAGUUGAUCAGUACCGCAUUCGGCAAGUUGAAAACCACUGGAAUCUAACAUAUAACAAACAGCAAUAUCAGCUUGAUCUGGACAAAAUUAUUAAGGGGGAAGACACUCGGACGACGAUAAUGAUAAAAAACAUUCCAAAUAAGUACAUCUCAAAUAUGCUUUUAGCUGCAAUAGAUGAAUCUCACAAAGGCACUUAUGACUUUCUGUACUUGCCAAUUGAUUUUAAGAAUAAAUGCAAUGUGGGUUAUGCAUUUAUAAACAUGGUGUCUCCGUCACACAUAAUCUCCUUUUACAAGGCUUUCAAUGGAAAGAAGUGGGAGAAGUUUAACAGUGAGAAGGUUGCUUCUCUGGCAUAUGCACGAAUCCAGGGUAGAUCAGCACUAGUUACCCACUUCCAGAACUCAAGUUUGAUGAAUGAGGAUAAGAGAUGCCGACCUAUUCUUUUUUAUUUUGAGGGAGCAGAGGCUGGUGAUCAGGAACAUGUUCCAUCGAGCAGCAUGCACGGACAAGAAGUUUUGGUGGUGAACUCACCUGAAAGUCUACAAUGAAGCAGUCCAAAUUUUGAGCCAGAGAAAAGCACCUUACCUGGAACAAGCUCGGAGGCGUAGUGUUCUUCACAGCGACCACCACGUUUCUGUGAAUACUUAUAUUCUUAGGUACCAAGUGUAAGAUACGGUGAGGGGGAAAACUGCAGGGGCAGUUGUAUCAAAGGGGUGUCUCCACUUUUGAAGCCAUGGAUGCACCAAAGCACCAUCUUGCCGGCCCUUGGUGGAAACGGAGACUGAUAAGAUCCUGCUUCUUGUACAGAAUUAGAGUCAGAAAAUGAUGUAAAGGAAUAAUGCCCAAGUGUAUAGGUAAGAUCAAAGGUCAAUCCGCUGCUAAGCACAUUGCUAGCCAAGUGGUGCAUGGUUUUUGGCCAUCCUUGGCUCUCUUCCUCCGGUACCAAGUUAUUGUUGUUCCAAGGUGCUAAGGUCCGGAGUUGGAAGCAUCGUCUUCAACUGUAAAUAAGGGCACAAAAAUUCUUUACCCAUUUAGCUUGUCAAAUG
This is a messenger RNA of Musa acuminata AAA Group (dessert banana), 3482 nucleotides long. Its product is annotated as protein MEI2-like 2. Lineage: Eukaryota; Viridiplantae; Streptophyta; Magnoliopsida; Zingiberales; Musaceae. The record is from RefSeq and is a predicted model, not a curated record. Bases 576 to 2984 code for a protein of 802 amino acids. Gene Ontology annotation, molecular function: RNA binding. Gene Ontology annotation, biological process: positive regulation of meiotic nuclear division. The transcript is spliced from 14 exons.